Vigna angularis (adzuki bean) is the source of this 537-nucleotide messenger RNA. RefSeq names its product agamous-like MADS-box protein AGL80. Gene Ontology annotation, molecular function: protein dimerization activity; DNA-binding transcription factor activity, RNA polymerase II-specific; RNA polymerase II cis-regulatory region sequence-specific DNA binding. The transcript has a single exon. Bases 1 to 537 code for a protein of 178 amino acids. The record is from RefSeq and is a predicted model, not a curated record. Gene Ontology annotation, biological process: positive regulation of transcription by RNA polymerase II. NCBI's taxonomy places the organism in Eukaryota, Viridiplantae, Streptophyta, Magnoliopsida, Fabales, Fabaceae.
AUGACAGGGAGAAAGGUGAAACUGGCAUUCAUAGCCAAUGAUUGUGCCAGGAGGGCAUCGUAUAGAAGAAGGAAGAAGUCAAUGUUGAAGAAGAUUGAAGAACUGAGCACCCUUUGUGGAGUAGAAGCAUGUGCCAUAGUGUAUAGCCCCUUUGAUCAAGAGGCACAGAUUUGGCCAUCUGAAUCAGGUGUGCAGAAUGUGGUUGAAAAGUUCAGGACUAUGCCUGAAUGGAAGAAGCACAAGAUGGGGAAUCAGGAGAGUGUCAUGGAAAAGAGUAUUAUGAAGGGUAAAAGGAAGAUUGCGAAACUUGAAGAAGAGAAUAAGGAAAUGGAGAUUACCAUGUUCAUGUUUCAAUGCCUUGAUACAACUAGGGUUCAGCAUCAACAAAACAUGACUUUGGAAGAUUUGAAUCUUCUGUCAUCGGUGAUUGAACAGAAACUGAACGACGUUAGUAGAAGGUUGGAUUUGACAGAUGUUACUGAGGUACCAUACCAACCCCAGAUACAAACAUUUGUAGAUACUAAUCUUAAACUCUAA